This is a messenger RNA of Mobula hypostoma (lesser devil ray), 6871 nucleotides long. It is a transcript of the gene cbfa2t3, whose product is annotated as CBFA2/RUNX1 partner transcriptional co-repressor 3. The record is from RefSeq and is a predicted model, not a curated record. Bases 242 to 2035 code for a protein of 597 amino acids. Gene Ontology annotation, biological process: DNA-templated transcription; negative regulation of DNA-templated transcription. Gene Ontology annotation, cellular component: nucleus. The transcript has 11 exons. Lineage: Eukaryota; Metazoa; Chordata; Chondrichthyes; Myliobatiformes; Myliobatidae. Gene Ontology annotation, molecular function: transcription corepressor activity.
CCCCUGUGGCAGAAAGUGCACCUCCACCCACAGUACACUCACCAUCCCCCUCAGUUACAGACAUGGUCAGAACUCAGCUACUUUCAGACACAACUUGCUAAGGGUUAGCCUGUUAAAAUGAGUUACACAGCUAGUUCACUGUAAGGAAUGAAAUUUGCUUCAAGUCAAGUAGUAGAUUCAUUUUUUUUAGCUGUAAAGAUUUCUGGUGGUACAGCACAAAUCGGCAAGCCAUGUGAAUCGUAUGUUGGUGCAUGAAGGAGCCAGGAAUAAUCCAACCAAAGAACUCUGCAACAACGCACUUCUUGGCAGUAGAAGAAUAAAACUUGGAACAAUGCCAGAUUCUCCUGCCGAUGUUAAAACUCAGUCCCAAGCGACACCACCAGCAAUGCCGCCACUGCCUCCUACCAUUAUACAGGGACUUGCUCGAAACAUUUCCUUCUCUCCUACAGCCAGGAAGAAUGGGACCAGUCACCUGCCAACUGCAGUCAGUGGAGCUCCGUCUAUCUCCAAAGGGCUCAGCGAUGGUCCUGCCACCUCGACUUCUGCCUCUCUUACCAAUCAGCAGUUGCCUCGCACAUGUGGAGCCAGACAACUCACCAAAUUGAAACGCUUUCUGACUACCGUGCAGCAGUUCGCCAAUGACAUCUCCCCAGAAAUUGGAGAGCGCGUCAGAAGCUUGGUGUUGGGACUCGUGAAUUCUACCCAGACUAUAGAGGAGUUUCACUCAAAGCUUCAGGAGGCAACCAAUUUCCCAUUGAGGCCUUUUGUCAUUCCUUUCCUGAAGGCUAAUCUACCACUGUUACAACGAGAACUAUUCCACCGUGCUCGGCUUGCGAAGCAAACUGUAGCUCAGUACCUGGCCGAAAAUGAACAACUGCUUCUGAACAGCAACAACAGCUUGCCAAUCGACUCCUCGGAAAUCCUGCUGGAAGUCAACGAAAAUGGCAAACGAAGAACCCCCGACAGGACCAAAGAGAAUGGGUUAGACCAUGACCCAUCACACGCAGAACACCUCAGUAAACGGCUGCGCAUGCACAGUCCUGUGCAGUGUUUCAGGCCCAACAACAGGCUUGCACACCAGUCUAAUGGGCUGUCACAGCUGCCACAACCUCAACUACAGCACUACCGGAUGGAGGACAUGGCCGUAUCCCACCACCACAGAGACCCUCACCGACAGCCAGAGCACAAGGAGCUCAGGGAUCAACACCGGCCUGCUGCUCCAGGAGUCCAUGGGACUCAGCAGGAAGAAGUAAUUGAUCAUCGUUUAACAGACGGGGAAUGGGCGGAGGAAUGGAAGCACCUGGAUAAUCUCCUGAAUUGUAUAACGGAUAUGGCGGAGAAGACACGUCGCUCAUUAACUGUGCUGAGGCGUUGCCAGGAAGCUGACCGUGAAGAACUUAAUCACUGGAUCCGUCGCUAUAGCGAUGUUGAAGAUAUGAAAAAAGAAAUGCUUGUUGAGAUGCCACGCAGACCCUCACAGGGUUACACUCAGGAAGAGAUCUGGAAGAAAGCUGAAGAGGCGGUGAAUGAAGUGAAGCAGCAGGCCAUGACGGAGUUGAAGAAAGCUGUGUCAGAGGCAGAGCGCAAGGCCCAUGAGAUGAUCACAGCUGAGCGAGCAAAGAUGGAGCACGCACUGAGUGAGGCCAAGCGGCAGGCUUCUGAAGAUGCACAGUCAGCCAUUAACCAACAGGAGGACUCCAGUGAGAGUUGCUGGAAUUGUGGCCGGAAAGCCAGUGAAACCUGCAGUGGCUGCAACACAGCCCGUUACUGUGGCUCCUUCUGUCAGCACAAGGAUUGGGAGAAGCAUCACCACGUGUGUGGUCUGAAUGGCCAGGGCCCACAGUCCUCUAGCACAGCCAGCAGCUCAUCCUCUGCCGCCUCUGGAAGGCUGCUCCGGCCAGGUGUUACCAGUGCUGGGCCUGAACGUCUUGGAGACAGCGGAUCUGUCAUUACCUCUCGCUGUGUCUCUCCAUCCACCAAGAUUCCAGUUGAAACUGCCCCCACUGAUCAACAAUGCAACUUCUCAACUCCCUGACGAUUUCACUGAACUGACCUCUGAAGAACCUCUCUUUACCUGUUAACCCUGAGUUUCAACGACCUCAGUCUACCUAAAUGAAGCAAAGAAAUCCAUUUGCUUUUUAAAUUCAUCAUUGAUCGUUUACUAAAUGAUCCCUCGAGUAGUGUCACAGCUCUCUGGACCCCAGCCUGUGAUGAAAUGUUUGAACAAGAACUCCUUGAUAUUCAGUAAUAUCCCACAUUCGGUGAGAAUGACGGAAAUUUGUAACUUGGAAAAGAGAUAUAUGCUGCUUUAAAAAUUCCAAAAAUACUCACUUGGAUACGGCUCAUAUACCAGACUACCAAACUCUUUCUUCUCCCACCAACCACCACCUCACGGAUCAAUUACCCUUUUAAUUCUUCCCUUGGACCCCCCCCCCCCCAUUUGUCUUACACUCAAAUUUUGCAUAAAUCUUUCUUUCUUUCCUUGUGAUCCCCACACCCCCAACACUGCUUCCCGCUGGCCCCAAAGACCUUUCUUCCCCUUGUAAACCCAUUUGCUUUACUUCUCUUCCUUUAGACAUCCCUCUCCCCAUUAUAUCUUGCUCUUGGAUUUCCCCAAUCCUUCAUGCCCUCAAAUCUGUACUCCUCUUCUCAUGCAGACCUACCCUUACUCCCUUGCCUCUGGAUCCCAGCCUCAUGCUGUCAUUCUGGAGAGUUAGACAUUCACAUUUGAUCAACAUACACUUAUUAUCACUAUUAAACAUAGCUGUGAGGUACCAGAUCAAUUCAAGGCACAUUGUUCACAUUCGGACAUGAAGGAGCACUCUCCAUACUACCUUGCUAGCAGCCAAGAAGGUACCAGAUGUACCUCGGCUUCAGUGUAAACGCAAAAACUCUACACACCCCAAAAAGUGUUGCACUGCCAGAGUCACUCACGAAGGAGACUUACUGAGGAAGUGUUGGUCCCUCAGUCAUGGUGCUCCUACAGCGAAGGUGCCAAUCCUCUAGAAGGCUGUUUCCAGACUGGCCAGGGCUCCUGCCUUUUGUGGAAUUACAGAUUAUACUGGUUAGACUUGCAAUUGUCAAAUAAUCCAAAGUGUUGGGUAAAAGAACUACAUGUGAAGUACCCACUCUCAGUGACCUCAUCACCCUGAAUACGAUGAGGAAAGCUAUUCAUGAAUGAAAAUGGUUACUUUUUAAAAUAUUUUUAAAGCAUGAAUGAAUUUUUGACUUGCUGCAAUCCUUUGAUUCUCUACCUCCCUUUAUCUCUCUCAUUUUUGGUGGAGAUUGAUUCCUUGAGAGCAUCUUCAUGUACAAUACCCCUUGCUCUUGUGAUGUUCAGAUAUUCCUUCAAUGAUGACCAUUUUAUUUUCAUGCAUGAAAUGAACUGAAAACUUCCUGCUCAUUUCUCCAUGUUCUCUCCCAACUGUACAUCACUACACCUUUUUCUAUCUGAGUCCUCGCCAUGGCAACGGUAACGGGAAUACAGAUGCUGCCACCUAGAAUUGAAAACCAAAUCACCUUCUGACUCCAAAAAUCUGCUUCAAAGAUAGUUAUCACCUUUUAACUGUUCAGUUUCAACUUAUCACAGAAACGGGCUAAAGCUUCAGUAACAAGACCACAAUACUAACUGGUCAUUCCUGACCCACAUCAUCAACCAUCUGCCCCAGGAACCACUGAGUUCCUCCAGCAUCAGCCAUCCAUGGUGUUUCCACUGGGCAUUAUUUUCCCAGAAUAGGCCGUUUCCUUUGAGCAGUAGCACUGUGCUGGAUUUGAACACACGACCACUUCACUUUGAUCUGCUGCUGUGAUGGGCUGAACCAUGUUGCAAGGUCAGGCCCGAGGGCUGCUCUCCUGUUGAUUUUCAUUCAUUUCCCAGUGGGAUUGCCGUGGGUUUUCACAGUACCAUCUCUAUAGCUGUAGGUCGAGUUGUUUAUCUCUCUCAUGCACUGAUAGAAGGAAGGAGAAUAGAUAGGUAUACCAACAGCUACUGGAUAACGCAGAUGAUUCAAAAACAGAAAGGCUUUUUUUGCUCCCAUCCUGAACUUUACUCUUCCAUAGCAGAGUAUAGUAUUGCUCCUCAUAUGGGCCACCACCCUCACAGGCUGCUUGCUGCCUUGUGAAUGUGGUGUGUGUGUGUGUGUGUGUGUGUGUGUGUGUGUGUGUGUGUGUGUGUGUGUACGUACAUUUAUCAGCCACCGUGGCUAUUGUUAUUGAGCACAGGGUGUAUUGUUUUCCAUUACUGAUCACACUGCUCCAGAAGGGCAGGAAGCUUACUUUAUUUAUCAUGUGAUAAGGAUAAUGUUUAUUUUUUAUAAAUAUCUUAAGAGAUAAUAUAUUCAUAGUCUUGAUUUUAAUUGUGGCCCAUUUUCUGCUUCCAGAUUUUAUAAUCACCCCCUCUUUUCUCAGAAUCUCCCUUCCACCCUAAAGCUUACUACUUACUGCACGAAGCCACAGAUGUGUCUCCAGGUUUACGGGCUCAGAAUAUGAUGUAUCAUCCUUAACUACAAGGUUACAGAAUGGGCCUUGCUCAAGGGCAUUUGAAUGGUGUCCUGGGUUUGCAUAAUCACAUAGCUGAUUCAUCUCACCCUAACCCAACCACACACCCUUGGGUAAAGAGUAGAUGCACUGUAAAACUCUCAAGUGGAGGCAAUGAAUGCCCAGCAAUCCAUCCAGUUACUGAAAGUGGCAACACUUGGAGCUGGAGACCAGAUGGCUUCCAUUCUUACACUGGCAUCUCCCCUUGACUCCAGAUUGCCCCAAGCACCAUGUUUAUUCACACUCUUGUUUAGAAGAGAAAUAAACGUGGUGAGCUGUGAUCUGGAGCGCGAUUGAUGGGCUGAAUGGCCUAAUUCUGCUCUUAUGUCUUGUAGGAAGGGUGGUACAGAGUGGAAAAUGCCUCCUGAAUCAAAGGGAAUUGAUGCUGAGCUCCCAUGGGUAAAAACAGACCUCUCAUGUUCAUCUUCACACAGCUCAUGUUGAGCUUGACCUUGCAUCCUCUCUGGUCUGCAGUCUCUUUUAUCUGCUGCCCAAAAAUUGUGAUGAGAAAUGCUAAAACAAGUUGAUUUGCUUGAGCUGUAAUCCGAUCACUUUCCAGCAGAGGGAGACCCACAGCUCAAGCAGUGAAACCACCUACAGUCAGCCAAAAAGAGCACUUUAUGAGAUCCAGUUCCUUCUGCAGCCUCACUGCCCCACCUUUCCUGAUGCAAUAUUCAAGGCAUCCUUGCCUCCCUCGUGAAAGCACUGUUCCAGUGACCCAAAGCUAUUAAUAACAGAUUGGAGACUCAGUUAUUGUAGUCGUCCGAUGUUGCUCAGGGCCUCCUGAGAAAGGGUACACUCACCAAGUAAGGGACAACUGGCCUGGCCUGGCCCACAAUUCCAGUUCACCUGCUCUGGGCACCUUUAUCGUUUCAAUCAGCUUUAGUCUUGUGCUUGCCUCCCUCUUCAGCUGCUGCUGUUUGGUUGAGGGCGGUGAGUGGCAGAAAUGAGAGUGUUGGUAGAACUAACAAAGUUGAAAUUACAGGAGCGUACCUCUCUGCAAGUACGUGUGUUCAUUAUAUCCUUUGGAAAUGACACCAGUAUCUACUCAGAAUGGUUGAAUCUACUGCAUUGAAUAUUCACUGUAGAGAAGAUGAAGAGUUUUGCUUUUCCCUGCCACUCUCAAGUUCUGUAGCCUUUCUAGUAACAUUAGGGCAUGCUCUUCCCCCCAACUUGGGCUUUUAGUACUGUCCUACUGUAUUCAGCUAUGAUUGUAACAUUGGAGCAAGUAUGUCUCUACUUAUUCUGUACCUGUGUAAUAAAAGUUCUUAAUAUCAGAUUUGACUGUAUUUAUAGCAGGCCUGCAGUGGUACAGAAACAAGACCACUGUGCAGGCAGGCUGUUCAUGUACAUUUAUCAGAUUUCUGUUCAUCUUCCCAGAUCCAGAUCAAGAAAAACCCAAUGCAAACUCUUAAAACUAAACCAUACCUAAAAUACUUUGUCAAAGGCAGGUUGUGCCUUACGAGCCUGAUUGAAUUUUUUGAGGAUGUGACUAAACACAUUGACGAAGGAAGAGCAGUAGAUGUAGUGUAUAUGGAUUUCAGCAAGGCAUUUGAGUGGUGUCCUGGGUUUGUGCAUAAUCACAUAGCUGAUUCACCUCACCCUAACCCAACCACACACCCUUGGGUAAAGAGGAGUAGAUGCACUGUAAAACUCUCAAGUGGAGGCAAUGAAUGCCCAAUGAUCCAUCUAGUUACUGAAGGUGGCAACACUUGGAGCUGGAGACCAGAUGGCUUCCAUUCUCACACUGGCAUAGGUACAUGGAGCUUAGAAAAAUAGAGGGCUAUGGGUAAGCCGAGGAAGUUUCUAAGGUAAGGACAUGUUCGACACAGCUUUGUAGGCUGAAGGGCCUGUGUUGUGCUGUAGGCUUUCUCUGUUCUACGUUCACUCUCCUGACAAAAUAACAAAUUCACAAAUCUAAUCAAGUUUCCUGUUAGUGUCAGUUUGGAGUCAGAAUGAAUGCACUGAAACAGGCUCUUUGUCCCAGAGUCUGUACAGACUACAGUAUAUAAACCAUCCCUUGAUUUUCAUUCAUCCCUCACCAACUAGGAGCAGUGACCAAUUAGCCUGUGAGGAGAAUGGAUGGAUAUGGACAUUGUUUGCACAGUAGCAAUUAGUUCAGUUGGUCAUCUGAUUACUCAUUUAAUUGGUUUCAGUGUGAGUCGAAGGUCUUGUUGAUGUGCUCUAUGAUCCGCACAUCUGUGUGAAGUGGAAGGAAACCCACCCAAAGUGGGUCCUCCAGCUCAGUUCAGCAGGGUAAUAACAGAGAUACAAUGUUUGUACAGCAAGAUCCCCCAAACCAAUGGGAUUUGAUCGUCUUUUCACCGACAUUGAG